Messenger RNA from Quercus lobata, 2690 nucleotides. Its product is annotated as Early-responsive to dehydration stress protein (ERD4). Gene Ontology annotation, cellular component: plasma membrane. The coding region runs from base 254 to 2404 and encodes 716 amino acids. Gene Ontology annotation, molecular function: calcium-activated cation channel activity. The record is from RefSeq and is a predicted model, not a curated record. Lineage: Eukaryota; Viridiplantae; Streptophyta; Magnoliopsida; Fagales; Fagaceae. The transcript is spliced from 11 exons.
GGCAAAUGGCAGGGGCAUUUUUGGUAAUCAACAUCAGAGCAACUAACAGUUGAAUUCGGUGCUGAUUAGAUUUAGAUUUCCCUGGGAAGUACUAGGAGACAAAAAAUUCCUUCAUCAAAGGAACAUUUUCCUCAAUCAUUUCGACCAUGUUUACACUUGUGAUGCUCUUCACUUAGUUUCACACGCUUCAAACGAUACGAGCUUGGUCGUUGAUAGAUCAUAUAAUUCAAGGUCUUGAGAUUACUCAGCAGGAAUGCUUGUGUCUGCUCUUCUAACGUCACUGUUAAUAAAUUUUGGGCUAUGUGUUUUAUUCUUCACAUUGUACUCUAUAUUGAGGAAACAACCAUUUUAUUAUGAUGUUUAUAUACCACGCUUGCUGGUGGAAGGAACUUCCAAAAGGAGAAGUCGUUUCAACCUAGAAAGACUAAUACCUUCCCCUGGUUGGGUGAGAAAGGCUUGGAAGCUUUCUGAAGAGGAACUACUGUCAAAAUCAGGAUUGGAUGCUGUGGUUUAUAUGCGCAUUAUAACCUUCAGUUUGAAAGUAUUUGUGGUUGCUGGGAUUAUUGGGAUCUUUGUUAUUCUUCCAGUGAACUGCACAGGAGAUCAGCUUGAAGAUGUUGACUUUUCUGAUUUUUCAAAUAAUUCUCUGGAUGUAUUUACCAUUUCCAAUAUAAGCAGUGGCUCAAAAAGUUUAUGGGUUCACUUCAGCGCUGUCUAUGUUGUCACUAUAUUUAUCUGGUAUCUACUGUAUUAUGAAUAUAAUUAUAUCUCUUCAAAAAGGAUUGCUUAUUUUUAUUCAUCCAAACCUCAGCCGCAUCAGUUCACCGUUGUAGUUCGUAGUAUCCCUGUUUCUGUUGGGAGCAGCAUCAGUAACAGUAUUGAGACCUUCUUUAGGGAGUAUCACCCUUCAACAUAUUUGUCACAUACGGUUGUUCAUCGAACAAACAAACUUCGAGGUCUCAUUAAUGACGCAAAGAAGUUAUACAAAAGGAUUGUUCGCUUGCAAGGAAAUUCCACUGAACACAAGUAUGGGCGUGCGGGUUGUUUUGGAUUAUUUGGACGCAAGGUUGAUCUUGUGGAUCAUUAUGAGAAAAAGUUAGAGAACAUAGAGGAGAAUGUGAGAUUGGAGCAAUCAGAGCUUUCAUUGGCAGAAGAUGAAAUUCCAGCUGCCUUUGUGUCUUUCAAGACCCGUUAUGGUGCUGCCACUGCUUUUCACUUGCAACAAUCAAUAAAUCCCACACAGUGGGUCACAGAGCAAGCUCCUGAACCUCGUGAUGUUUACUGGCCUUUCUUUACUUCAACAUUCUUUCGGAGAUGGAUUUCUAAGCUGGUGGUUAUAGUUGCAUGCAUUCUCCUUACAAUCUUAUUCCUUCUUCCUGUUGUAUUUGUGCAAGGUCUUACUAACCUGAGUCAGUUGGAAGUUUGGUUGCCUUUCCUGGAGAGCAUCCUUACCAUAACAUUUGUUAGUGAAGUAGUUACAGGAUACCUUCCCAGUCUUAUUCUUCAGUUGUUUCUGAAAAUAGUGCCUCCUAUAAUGGAGUUGCUUUCAUCUAUUCAAGGAUAUGUUUCUCAUAGUGAUAUAGAAAAGAGUGCAUGUAACAAAGUACUUUGGUUUACAAUAUGGAACAUUUUCUUUGCAACGGUAUUUUCUGGAUCAGUUUUAUAUCAGCUUUCCCUCAUCCUUGAUCCCAAGAAUAUUCCUGCAAGGCUAGCUGUUUCGGUCCCAGCACAGGCAUCAUUUUUCAUUGCUUAUGUUGUCACAUCUGGAUGGACAAGCACUUCAUCGGAACUCUUUCGCCUAAUCCCUCUUAUUGGCAGUCUAAUAACAAAACCUUGUAAAAGCAAUACCGAUGAUGAAUUUGUAGUUCCUACUAUUCCUUUCCACAGGGACAUUCCAAGACUUCUUUUCUUUGGACUUCUUGGGAUCACAUAUUUUUUUCUGGCUCCACUCAUUCUACCCUUCCUCUUAGUGUACUUCUGUCUUGCAUACAUCAUCUACCGUAACCAGUUCAUAAAUGUAUAUGAACCAAAGUUUGAAACUGCAGGGAAGUUUUGGCCUAUUGUGCACAAUUCAAUGAUAUUUUCUCUGGUACUCAUGCAUUGUAUUGCUGUGGGAAUCUUUACGCUGAAGAAGGUCUCUCUAGCUUCAACAUUAAUUUUCCCUCUUCCAAUACUUACACUUCUCUUUAAUGAGUAUUGUCGGAAGCGCUUCCGACCCAUCUUCAUCGCAUACUCUGCUGAGAGUUUGAUAAAGAAGGAUAGGGAAGACCAGAAUGAUGCUACAAUGGAUGAAUUUUUUGAUAAGUUGGUCACUGCCUAUCAGGAUCCAGCAUUGAUGCCAAUUCAGUUCUCCACGAACACUGACAGUCUUUACAGUCCCCUGAUAUCUUCUGCUGAAGUUUGAGCUGAGUUAUGCUCAUCUUGUACCACAUUAAGGUGACUGGUAAUGGUGGUGGUCUUUUGUCUACUACCAUAAUGAUGUGAACUGGGAGAAUUGAAAGGAGGCUUGAUAGUUAAUUCUUUUUGAUUGAGCAAUAAGAAUUGUCCAGGAAAAAAGGACACUUUUUUGUGCAUGUGUGCGCUUUAUUCUUGUAUGCAUAUGCGUAUCUUGUAUAUGAAUAUUGGCAUGGAAGAUUAAGUGAUUAAUCAUAGAUGGGUGACGUGUGUACAAGAUCAACCCUAUUUUAUCA